CACACCAGUCGGACACUGUGGUGUGGCGUAUCCCUGAAGCGAACGUGAAGCAAUAAUUUAGUCGAUCUCGAGCACUUCUCUAAGCAUUACCUAGCUAACCAACAAGUUCUAGCCAUGGCUAAGGUCGGCAUCAACGGAUUUGGCCGUAUCGGACGUCUUGUCUUACGUGCCGCGCUCGAUAAGGGUGUUGAUGUUGUUGCCGUCAACGAUCCCUUCAUCGAUGUCACCUACAUGGUGUACAUGUUCAAGUACGAUUCGACUCACGGUCGUUUCAAGGGGACAGUUUCAGAAGAGGGUGGCAUGCUUGUCGUCAACGGCAAAAAAAUACAAGUCUUCCAGGAGUCUGAUCCGGCGAGCAUUCCAUGGGCUAAGGCUGGCGCCGAAUAUGUGGUCGAAUCAACUGGUGUGUUUACGUCACUGGAAAAAGCCGAAGCUCACCGCAAGGCCGGUGCCAAAAAGGUCAUCAUUUCAGCGCCAUCACCCGAUGCGCCAAUGUUCGUUAUGGGUGUCAACCACGAGAAGUAUGAUGUGUCAAUGAACAUCGUAUCGAACGCUUCUUGUACCACUAAUUGCCUUGCGCCUUUAGCUAAGGUUAUUCAUGAUAACUUUACUAUUCUAGAGGGUCUAAUGACAACGGUACAUGCAACAACGGCUACCCAGAAAACGGUCGAUGGUCCUUCAAAGAAGGACUGGCGCGGAGGACGUGGUGCUGCCCAGAAUAUUAUUCCUUCAUCAACCGGGGCUGCCAAAGCUGUUGGGAAGGUUAUCCCUGAACUCAAUGGCAAACUCACCGGUAUGGCCUUCCGUGUACCCACUCCCGACGUGUCGGUCGUAGAUUUGACAGUAAGGCUUGGCAAAGAUGCCUCGUACGAUGACAUCAAGGCCGCGAUUAAGGCUGCAGCCAAUUCCGAUCAGUGGAAGGGUGUUUUGGCUUAUACCGAGGAUGAGGUUGUCUCUACCGACUUCGUAGGUGAUACGCACUCAUCUAUUUUCGAUGCUAAGGCUGGCAUCUCAUUGUCGCCGAAUUUCGUCAAACUCGUCGCAUGGUACGACAACGAAUACGGAUACAGUAACCGUGUUAUCGACCUCAUCAAGUACAUGAAGACAAAGGAUGCUUAAGCUACUUGCGUUAAGCUUUUCGUCGGCAACCUGGCCACUGUGGACGUCGACGAAAUGAAUGGGUUUUAAUGGUGAAGGCUUUCGAGUUCAUCCACUCGGUGCCCAUUUGUCGAAACCUAGUGCCAGUGUGGCAUGAUCGAAGAUGAAGGGACGAUGUAGAAGGUUGUAGGUGAUGUAAAAGGUUGUAGGUGAUAUGUUAGAUGUAACAGAGUUGAACACAUUGCAAUAACAACGAUUAUGAUAAUAAGGAACGGGCAUCACGGGUUAAUUUAUCUAUGCGUUGUAGAAAUCAGCAAGAUGUCUCUUGUCUUCAGCACAUGUAUGUGUGAAAAGAAUAAUAUAUGUUGCAUGGAUGAACUAUUCUGUAAAAUCUUCGGUAUGUUACCUACAACCUUUUACACCGCCUCGUCGUCGUCUCUCUCAAUAUAUCGCAAUAGAACAUUAUAUACGAAUAAGGACAACAGCAACAACCAUAGUAAUAUUGAUUACAUCAAUACAUGUAGGACAGCGAUAAGUAAUUCACACCAGCAACCCUCUUUCUCUCUAUUUUCCUUUUCUGUCGUUUCUCUGUUGACAAAGACGUAAAUAAAUUACAUCAUUAUUUCUCUAGCUUCGGCUAGUAAAA
Messenger RNA from Varroa destructor (honeybee mite), 1744 nucleotides. RefSeq names its product glyceraldehyde-3-phosphate dehydrogenase-like. Gene Ontology annotation, cellular component: cytosol. Gene Ontology annotation, biological process: glycolytic process; glucose metabolic process. The record is from RefSeq and is a predicted model, not a curated record. Lineage: Eukaryota; Metazoa; Arthropoda; Arachnida; Mesostigmata; Varroidae. Gene Ontology annotation, molecular function: NAD binding; NADP binding; glyceraldehyde-3-phosphate dehydrogenase (NAD+) (phosphorylating) activity.